AAGUGUGACCGUCUAAAUGCUUUUCCUCUCCUCUGUUAUGCGUUUAUACACAUCUGUGUGGAUAAUCUAUUUGUGUUUCUUUUUUGUUAUACAUAUUUGAGUGGCUGUGUGCUACUACUUAAAGGACUUAAGGUGCACUCCAAUGCAGUGUUAAUUUCUAGUCUAUGAUUUCCCAUUCCAGCACCAUUUUACAAUUAAUGUAAUAAGUACAGAAAACCUGCAAAGUCCUAUUGUUUGUUAUAAGUCAGGCCACCAUAGUUGGACAUCACAAAUGGAUGUGUGGUGUUUCCAGUUAUUCAAGCUUUUGAGCACACAGUACCUGAGGGUUGCCAGAUGUUGCUCUCAGUCCAAUAAAUGUUUGAAGAUGUAAUAGGGUAGAUUUUAAAGACUUAAUAGUCUUCUUCCUUCUCCAAGUGUCAUUCACCAUCAUCAACAUGAUAGCUUUAGGAUAAUUUGUUUGAGCCAAGGGACAAUAGUGUGGGUCACUGCUGUAGUUUAAGAUAAUGUGAUUUAAUUUUCUUUACUUUGCUCAUUACUGCCAGAAAAGUUUUAAAACUAAUGAAAACCAACCAAAAAUACUAGCAAGGCUACUAGACGGCAUAACCUUUGCGUCACACACAAGACCUUCUUAUGUCACGGUUGCUAGGGCGGCAUCAAGGUAGCUGACAAAGUCUGGAAGGAGAGUUAGUUGCUGGGUAACGAGCGGCACUUAACGGAAAGCAGCUGGAGGAAAGUCUCCGUCAUCUGGGACGAUAAGAGGAAUAGUUUUUGUCUUUAGCCAAGCUGUGUGUGUGAGUUGCAAUGGUGAAGGAAACCGGAUUUUAUGACACGCUUGGUGUGAAGCCCAAUGCAACUGCAGAGGAGUUGAAGAAAGCCUACAGGAAGUUAGCACUGAAGUACCACCCUGACAAGAACCCAACAGAAGGAGAAAGGUUCAAGCAGAUCUCGCAGGCAUAUGAAGUCCUUUCGGACACUCGGAAGAGAGAGGUCUAUGAUCGCGGGGGAGAGAAGGCCAUUAAAGAGGGUGGGACUGGAGGGGGUGGGGUCUUCACCUCUCCCAUGGACAUCUUCGACAUGUUUUUUGGAGGUGGGGGAAGAAUGCAGAGAGAGAGGAAAGGGAAGAACAUGGUCCACACGUUGAGCGUGUCCUUGGAGGAACUUUAUAACGGAGGCACCAGGAAGCUCUCCCUCCAGAAGAACAUCAUCUGUGACCGAUGCCAAGGGCGUGGGGGCAGGAAGGGGGCAGUGGAAGUGUGCCCCUGCUGCCAGGGUACCGGGGUGCAGGUACAGCUCCACCAGAUCAUGGGGAACGUGGUGCAGCAGGUGUCCACCCUCUGCAUGGCCUGCCACGGCCAGGGGCAGCGCAUCAGCUCAAAGGACAAGUGCAAGGGCUGCGGGGCCCGCAAGAUCCUGCGCCAGAACAAGACUCUGGAGGUCCACAUCGACAGAGGAAUGAAGGACGGACAGAAGAUAGUCUUCCAUGCAGAGGGUGAUCAGGAGCCUGGGCUGGAGCCCGGGGAUGUCAUUAUUGUCCUGGACCAGAAAGCCCACCCCACUUUCACCCGGAAGAGAGAAAAUUUGAUAAUGAGCAUGGAGCUACGGUUAGUGGAGGCGCUGUGUGGCUUCCAGAAGCCAGUACAAACUCUCGACAACAGAACUCUCCUCAUCACCUCACAUCCAGGAGAGCUAAUAAAGCCUGGCACCAGGAAGUGUGUCCUUAACGAGGGGAUGCCCCUCCAUCGCAGACCGUUUGAGAAGGGCCGUCUCAUCAUCGUCUUCACGGUGGUGUUUCCCGUGGAGAACUUCCUGCCCCUGGACAAGCUGAAGAAGCUGGAGCACUACCUCCCGGGCAGGGCGGAGGACGAGGACUCGGAGAGCAUGGACGACGACCUCUACUUCUACGCCGACCUGGAGGACUGCGAGUUGCCACGCAAAAGACACCACUUCAAUGGCACGGAGGACGCAGACUUCCAUUCAGGGGGCGCCAUUCAGUGCCAAACCUCCUAGCCUAGAGCACCCAGACACGCCAGUCAGGGCUCUGCUCUGAAUGAACCCAGCCACUGGAAGAGAUUUUUUUUUUUAUAUAUAUAUUUUUUUAAAACUAAUUUUGGAAGCUGCAGAUGUGAUUUAGAGAUGUCACUGUGAUGGACAGAGAAGCCUGUUCCCCUUCCCCUUCCGUUGCUGCACGUCCUGGUUUAGACAGAAUUGGGAAACGGAAUACCGCCCUUUUUUUCGACUGCUGUGACUCCUCCUGUGGGUCAGAGGUGCACUUCCUGUUUGUGGGCCAGACCCCCUCACCCGUGUGGUUACAUCAUGUGAAAGUUGAGGUGGUUCCGUUUUGGGGUUUGAGGAGUGACAGGCGUUCUACUUCAAGGAUUUCAGAAUGGCACAGGAUAACGGAACGGACAAAUGAAGCGCAUUUUUGUUUUUAAACCUGAAAGAUAAUACCAGCAUCAUACUACACACAGAAUCAGUGGAAUUACUGAGCAGUGUUAAAUGUAGGUUAUGAUGAUCUUGAUAUGGUACAAAUCAUUGUUAAUUUUGCGGGUCUCCCGCCUGUGUAUUUUGUAAUUUUGUUGGGUUGUAUAAACUUGUAAUCAAAUCUGAAAUGUUAAAUGCUGUGCUCCUGUACAAACUAAAUGACCUCAUAUAAAAGGUAUCCUACUGGUCGUCACUCAUUUCAAAUUAAUUGUACCCAAGGCAGAUGUGCCAAAUGCUCAUUUUAACCAAGAGGACAUGAAAGCUAUUGACUUUUGCAUGUAAAAGCUAUGAAGUUGUCCACCAAUUCCGCUAUACACACAGAAGCUUUUUUGUUUUAUUUUUGGAUUUCUCACUCAUCCUUUAACCGUGUUGAAAACUUUUGUAAUUAUGUCAACCCCCCUUAUUUUAAACCCAUAUUUAAUAUCUUGAUAUUAAAGACUUUGCCAAAAA
This is a messenger RNA of Conger conger (European conger), 2931 nucleotides long. RefSeq names its product dnaJ homolog subfamily A member 1-like. Gene Ontology annotation, biological process: protein refolding. Gene Ontology annotation, molecular function: Hsp70 protein binding. NCBI's taxonomy places the organism in Eukaryota, Metazoa, Chordata, Actinopteri, Anguilliformes, Congridae. Bases 802 to 2007 code for a protein of 401 amino acids. Gene Ontology annotation, cellular component: cytoplasm; cytosol. The transcript is spliced from 9 exons. The record is from RefSeq and is a predicted model, not a curated record.